AUGUGCACAGGAGGCUGCGCCAAGUGCCUGGGAAUUACUCUCAUCCCUCUAGCUGUGCUCUGCACCCUUGCUAACAUUUUGUUGUUCUUCCCUGGAGGAAAAGUGGCUGAUGAAAAUGCACACAUUACAGAUGAAGUCUGGUACUUUGGAGGGAUCUUGGGAUCAGGUGUAUUGAUGAUCUUCCCUGCCUUGGUAUUUUUGGGCCUUCAGAAUAAUGAUUGCUGUGGAUGCUGUGGUAAUCGGAGCUGUGGAAAGAGGUUUGCAAUGUUUUCUUCUAUAAUAUUUGCUGCCAUUGGAGUUCUGGGAGCUGGAUACUGCUUUAUUUUGUCAGCAGUAGCCCUACACAAAGGCCCUAAAUGUGAAAGUAAAGGAAACUGGACCUACCCCUUCCAGGAUGGGAAGUACCUUGCUGACCACAAACUGUGGGACUUGUGUGAAUCACCUGUAAACAUUGUCCAAUGGCACCUGACCCUCUUCUCCCUGCUGCUGGUGAUGAGUGGGAUCCAGGCAGUGCUCUGUGCCAUUCAAGUGGUGAACGGCCUCUUUGGAACCAUCUGUGGGGAUUGCAAAUGCUGCUGUGGGGGAGAUGGAACUGUCUAA
Cinclus cinclus is the source of this 600-nucleotide messenger RNA. It is a transcript of the gene TM4SF4, whose product is annotated as transmembrane 4 L six family member 4. Lineage: Eukaryota; Metazoa; Chordata; Aves; Passeriformes; Cinclidae. Gene Ontology annotation, cellular component: membrane. The record is from RefSeq and is a predicted model, not a curated record. The coding region runs from base 1 to 600 and encodes 199 amino acids. The transcript is spliced from 5 exons.